Periophthalmus magnuspinnatus is the source of this 5104-nucleotide messenger RNA. RefSeq names its product serine/threonine-protein kinase WNK4-like. The record is from RefSeq and is a predicted model, not a curated record. The transcript has 23 exons. Gene Ontology annotation, biological process: protein phosphorylation; intracellular signal transduction; monoatomic ion homeostasis. Bases 151 to 4329 code for a protein of 1392 amino acids. NCBI's taxonomy places the organism in Eukaryota, Metazoa, Chordata, Actinopteri, Gobiiformes, Gobiidae. Gene Ontology annotation, cellular component: cytoplasm; cytosol. Gene Ontology annotation, molecular function: ATP binding; chloride channel inhibitor activity; potassium channel inhibitor activity.
AACGGCAAAAUAUGUGUGUGUUAACUCAUUUUAUUUGGAUUAUGUGUGCGUGCAAAGAUAUGUUAUUGUUCUUAGGAUGUUUCACUCUGUCGAAGAAGCUGAACCAAGUGAUAUUUAUGGUUUAAGAGCGGAUCUGCAGGUUCACCUAAAAUGUUGUCGAGCGACGUGGAGGACAGGAAGCCGGGCGCGGAGGAGGAGUCAGAGGUGGAGGGGGCGGAGCCUGUGCCGCCGUUGCUAUGGCGAAAACGUGUUGUUGAGGACGACUCGGAGCUGCAGGCCGUGGCGUCUUCUCCCGAUGGACGAUUCUUAAAGUUUAACAUCGAGAUCGGACGAGGAUCUUUCAAAACGGUUUUCAAAGGCCUGGACACAGAGACCACGGUGGAGGUGGCCUGGUGCGAGCUGCAGACCCAGAGGUUGUCCCGCGCAGAGAGACAGCGCUUCACAGAGGAGGUGGAGAUGCUCAAAGUCCUGCAGCAUCCAAACAUCGUACGAUUCUUCGACUCCUGGAAGUCCAACGCCACCGGAGCCAAGUGCACCGUCCUGGUGACCGAGCUCAUGACCUCAGGGACGCUCAAGACUUACCUGCGCAGGUUCCGUCAGAUGAAGCUGAAGCUGCUGCAGAGGUGGAGCUUUGAGAUCUUAAAGGGUCUUCAGUUCCUCCACUCACGCUCUCCGCCCAUAAUCCACCGAGACCUCAAGUGUGACAACAUCUUCAUCACGGGACCCACAGCGUCCAUCAAGAUCGGAGACUUAGGCCUCGCCACGCUCAAGAAGAACUCAUUCGCCAAGAGCGUCAUCGGGACCCCAGAGUUCAUGGCUCCAGAGAUGUACGAGGAGAAGUACGACGAGGGGGUGGAUGUUUACGCUUUCGGGAUGUGCAUUCUGGAGAUGGCCACUUCCGAAUAUCCGUACUCCGAGUGCCAGAACGCAGCCCAGAUCUACAAGAAGGUCACCAAUGGAAUCAAACCGGACAGUUUCAACAAAGUGAAAGUUCCGGAGUUGAAGGAGAUCAUUGAGGGAUGCAUCCGACCCAACAGCGCUGAGAGGUUUACAGUGCAGGACUUGAUGGAACAUCCUUUCUUCGAGGAGGAGCUGGGGGUGAAGGUGGAGCUCGCAGAGGACGACGACGGCCAGAAGGUGGCGCUAAAGCUGUUACUGAAGAUGGAAGGAAACAGGAAGCUGCACGGGAAGUACAAAAACAACAACGCCAUCGAGUUCCUGUUUGACAUGAACAAAGACAGUCCUGAGCUGGUGGCGCAGGACAUGGUCAUCUUAGGCUUUGUGAGUGAAGCAGACUACAAACUUGUAGCUAAAGCCAUCAGGUACAGAGUGUCUGCUAUCAAACGACAACGAGACAAGAUGCAGCGAUUGGCUGAUGAUGAUGCCAGUCUCCUCGAGUCUACCAAUCAGAAGUCGGAAUCUCCACAAAGCCCGCCUUCCACUCCUGUUACUCAAGACAUGCCUUCAGUUCCUUGGUUACAGGCCCCGCCCACAGGGUCCAACUUGAGCCCAUUGGAUUCUGGGAUUAGUAGUCUUUCCAGCAGAACAAAUGUGGAAGAAGAACGACAGCCAAGCUCCAUUGCCUCCACUGCAUCUAUCGCCUCAACUGAAAGUGGGUCAUCGGUUUCCUCUGGUUUGUCGAGUAUCGCAGAAGCCACGCCCUCUCCAGUCUCAAACCCCGCCUCUCCAUCACAAAGCCCAGCCUCUCAAAGCGUUAACCCCGCCUCUCCAGUCUCAAACCCCGCCCCUUCGUCGCAAAUGCCAACUCCACCCGCAAGUCCCGGCCCUUUCAUAUUAAACCUCGCCUCUCCGCCUAAAAACACCACCUCCUAUUUGUAUAAUCCCGCCUCGCCUCUUUUAAAUCAAUCCCCUCCUUCCAGACAUACCACAUCUUUAUCGUACAAUCCCGCUAAUCAAGCCCCUCCCUCCCGAAACACCACUUCUUUGACUUAUAAUUCCGCCGAUCAAAUUCCAAACCCCGCCUCUCCUCAACUAAAGUCUCCUCCUCCCAUCAGAAACUCCACCUCUUUGACAUAUAACCCCGCCAAUCAAAUCAUUAACCUCGCUCCUCCUCCAAUGAACUCUCCUCCUCCCAUCAGAAGCUCCACCCCUUUGACGUACAACCCCGCCAAUCAAAUCAUUAACCUCGCUUCUCCUCCAAUGAGCUCUCCUCCCAGCAGAAACUCCACCUCUUUGACAUAUAACCUUGCCAAUCAAAUCACUAACCCCACCCCUCCUCCAAUCAACUCUCCUUCUCCGGUCAGAAGCUCCACCUCUUUGACAUAUAACCCUGCCAAUCAAAUCACUAACCCCACCCCUCCUCCAAUCAACUCUCCUACUCCGGUCAGAAGCUCCACCUCUUUGACUUAUAACCCUGCCAAUCAAAUUCCAAACUCCGCCCCUCCGUUGGCGUUGGUGAGCCCGGUGCCACAAAUAGACCCCGCCUCCCUGCUUGUAAAUUCUGCCCCUCCCAUCAUAAACCCCGCUCCCAUAUAUCCUCCUUUUCUUGCCCUCUUUCCUCCAAUCAAACGCACGUCCAAACCUCCUCCUCUGCCUGUGCUCCGCUAUCCCAAAAGCAUUGCUGUUUCCCAGAUUCCCAAGCAAGUGCGAGGCUCUGUGAGCGAGUUUUCCUCACCUGUGGACAGCUCCGCCUCCGACGUGAUGUCCGGGAUGAGUGACAGGGAUGACAGCCAAUCAGAGCACAGCAUCCAGAUGAACCGCCGCGCCCAGGCCAAGGCGUUCCAAAAGCGCGCACGCCUCCGGAUCACUUCCCUGUCGGAGCGCGUGGUGGAGUGUCAGCUGUUCACUCACGACAAUAAAGUGGUCACCUUCAAAUUCGACCUGGACGCGGACAACCCAGAGGACAUCGCAUCGGUCAUGAUCCACAGAGACUUUAUUCUGAAACCUGAACGAGACGCGUUUAUCGACCGCAUGUAUGACAUCAUCAAGAGGGCGGAGUCUAUGAACCAGCCCAGCCCACUACAGGAAGCAAGGCCAACUCUACCUCUGCAUCUUCAAGCCGAGGCGCGGUCCAGGUCCCACUCCUCCUCCUCUCUGCCGGAAAUGGCUGACUCUGCUCCGGCUUCGAUGGGCGGAGACUUCUAUGUGGACAGAGAGGCCACGCCCCCUGUGAGGUCGCUCAGAUCUCAGUCUUUUCACACCUCCUCAGCCUCUUCUCCUCCUCAGCCUCCCGCUCCGUUUCCAUAUCAGUUCCUCCCCCAAUCCCCAACCCCGCCCAUUCCCCAAGCCGCGCCCUCCCACUGGCCGCACCCGGACGAGCCCAUCUUCUCCCUGUCCAAUGUCCUGUCUCUGGCGAUGAGCGUGGCCCAGACCUGGAUGCCCCCUCCUCCUACGCCUCCUCCUCCUCCCCCUCCUCCUCCCAGGUACGCCUCUCCCCCCACUCCCACCAUGUCUAUGCCCCCGCAACAGCACCCGUCAUACAGCCAGCUACCACCGGGGGCGUCGGCGUUCUCACCUGGAGCCUCAGGACACGCCCCUCCCACACUCGGACAGCCCCUCAGCCCUGCGCUCCAGUCUAAUUUUACCUCCACUCCAGCCUCCUCAGGCUCAAAUCCUGGAAGUGACGCCACGACGACGAACAAACCCCUCAUUUCUCCUCCUCCGUCUCCUUCUCAAAGACUGUCUCCACGAUUAUCUCCUAUUCAAGAAGUAAAAAAGCCAGAAUUUAAAGUGGGGCGUUUCCAAGUCUCUCUCUCUAAAGACAACGACAAUCGACAGCUGACCCAACCCACUCCCACCCGACACUCCCCGCCCCCUCGGCAUUUGACCCAAUCAGAGAGCAGCUCCGAGACGAGCAGCAGCAGCAGCAGUGGCCACUCACAGGUCGGCGUCGCGUCUCGGACCAAUCUGGACAGAGACGACGAGGACUCGGAGGAGGGGCAUUCUGGAAACGGCCAAUCGCAUUUCAGCAGGCACGAGACGGACUUGAGCUCCGACGAAUCAGAGAGCGAGAACGAGGAUGACGGCGUGUGGGCGGCGCUACGGGAGCUACAAGACAAACACCUGGCGCAGGUGCAGGAGCUCCAGGCCAAUCAGAAGAGAGAGAUCGAGCAGCUGUACGUGCGCAUGGGGAAGGCGGCCCCUGCUGGCAUCAUGGUGCCGGCGGCCAUUUUGAAUCAGCGCCAAAGAAGGCUCUCCAAAACAGGACCCUACCCGGGAUCCAACCGACACAACAGCCUGCAGCGCCUGGAGCACACGCUACCUGCUGGCAUCAUGAGGAAAAGCUCUGUGAGCGGCAGCAGCAGUGGAUCUCAGGAGAGGGUCAAAGGAGUGACCUUUGCCCUUGACCCGACCACUAUGGACACAUAAAGGAGAAGACGCACACUUUACCUCAAGACUCGGAGACACGACUCUGAAUCAUUUAAACGUUUGUUGUGUUUUAUUAUCCGUGUUUUAAUGUUUUUAUUUAAGAACGUUUUGAGCACUUUAUAAGUUAAAUAUUAAGGCUUUUACACUUGCCACUUUAGAGGAAAAACUACUUCUGUGAACUGCUGUGAGUUUAAGUUGUGUUAUGCAAAAGUUUUCAUCGGAAAACGUGGGAAAAUUAAACGCCCUGUACCGUUUUUUUUUAUUUGAGCAAAACGUGUCUUGAUCCAUGUUGUACGAACGGCUCUUGAGGUCAAAAUAAGUCCGUUGUGUUUUGUCUCCAUCUAAUUAAGAAGCGUUUUAUCGUCCGACUAUCAAGAAGUGCGCGGUUAGCAUGCCAGUCGUUAGCUUUACCAUGACAACAACACUCCGCUUUGGUCUCUGAAAGCUGUGAAAUAAUUAACACACGAAAAAUGGGGUACAGGGCCUUUAAGUCGCCAAAACUGCUGCUACACAAUUAAAUAUAAUGCAAAAUCAUAAUUUAUCAUAAUUCUGUCACUGCUACUUCCUGUUUUUUUUGUCAUUUUCUUUUCAACUUCUUUCCACAAACUGCCUUUUGACUGAUGUAAAACUCUGAUGAAUAUUUAGCACAGGUUCUAUCCAUCAAACCAUAAUAUAAAAACAUAAAGACCUGCCAUCUGCACUUUACACUUUAGGAUUGAUGUUGUAACAUUAUGAACCUGGACUGUUAUGUUUGCUGCUGUGUUUGAAUCAUUAC